Molecule: messenger RNA, 9011 nt
Organism: Podarcis lilfordi (Lilford's wall lizard)
Lineage: Eukaryota; Metazoa; Chordata; Lepidosauria; Squamata; Lacertidae
Source: the annotation of a GenBank genome assembly
UCUGACCCUUGGUGCAUCUACCCCAGUGCUGUCGACACUGGCCGGCAGCAGCUCCCCGGGGUAUCAGGUGUGUUUCUUACCUGGACAUGCCGAGGGGACAUUGUGCAUGAAAAGCAGGUGCUCUGAGAGGCAGCAGCCCUCUGCUGAGAUAGGAACAUUCGCCCAAAGAAUUUGGGAAACACUGUUUUGUCAGGGAGCUGCUAAGAGCUGUCAGGUGACAUUUUCUAUUUCAAUAAUAAUAAUAAUAAUAAUAAUAAUAAUGUAUUAUUUAUACCCCACCCAUCUGUCUGGGCUUCCCCAGCCACUCUGGGCGGCUUCCACAAAAAUAUUAAAAUACUGUAAUCCAUCAAACAUUAAAAGCUUCCCUAAACAGGGCUGCCUUCAGAUGUCUUCUAAAAGUCUGAUAGUUCUUGUUCUCUUUGACAUCUGGUGGGAGGGCAUUCCACAGGGAGGGUGCCACUACUGAGAAGGCCCUCUGCCUGGUUCCCUGUAACUUGGCUUCUCGCAGGGAGGGAACCACCAGAAGGCCCUCGGCGCUGGACUUCAAUGUCCGGGCAGAACGAUGGGGGUGGAGACGCUCCUUCAGGUCUACUGGGCCGAGGCCGUUUAGGGCUUUAAAGGUUAGCACCAACACUUUGAAUUGUGCCCGGAAACGUACUGGGAGCCAAUGUAGGUCUUUCAAGACCAGUGUUAUAUGGUCUCGGCGGCCACUCCCAGUCCCCAGUCUAGCUGCCGCAUUCUGGAUUAGUUGUAGUUUCCGGGUCACCUUCAAAGGUAGCCCAACCUAGAGCGCAUUGCAGUAGUCCAAGCGGGAGAUAACCAGAGCAUGCACCACUCUGGCGAGGCAGUCUGCAGGCAGAUAGCGUCUCAGCCUGCAAACCAGAUGGAGCUGGUAAACAGCUGCCCUGGAUACAGAAUUGACCUGCGCCUCCAUGGACAGCUGUGAGUCCAAAACGACUCCCAGGCUGCGCACCUGGUCCUUCAGGAGCACAGUUACCCCAUUCAGGACCAGGGAAUCCUCCACACCUGCCCGCCUCCUGUCCCCCAAAAACAGUACUUCUGUCUUGUCAGAACCUCAAUCUCUUAGCCGCCAUCCAUCCUCCAACCACCUCCAGACACUCACACAGGGCCUUCACCGCCUUCACUGGUUCUGAUUUAAAAGAGAGCCUGCAAAGCUACAAUUCCCAAGAUUUGCCUGGCAAGAGGGAUUGGUUUUUAAGCCACACUGGUCUCCUAACAAGUCUCGGCACCCGCUGGCAGACGAAAUUGAUGGAACGUGUAGAAAUGUCUAGUUUAGCUGGAAGAAUAAGUGAUCAGGAAGAAAGAACUUUGAAAAAAUAAUGGGGAAUUGCAGAAUGUUUGAAAAACUACUGUAAACCACUUUAAACGUUGGCAGGUCUAGAAUAAAUUGAGCAGUUGCAUUUAUAAUGGAAGGGAAAACCAGGAAAGGAAAAAUAAGGAUUAAUUAGAAUAUGCGGCAGUAAAGGGAAAAUAAAAUGAACCAUAGAAGGGAGUGAAGGGAAGUUGAAUAUGCUUGUAUGGUUUAAAUUCUGUAAUUUAUGUAAAUGUAAAAUUGAAAAUGACAAAUACACCUCUCACCACCCUUAGCAAACUAACUUCCCAGGAUUACUUGUGGGAAGCCAUGACUGUUUAAAGUGGUAUGAUAACUGCUUUAAAUAACCGUUCCUGUGGAAAUCGUAAGAGACCUGCCAUUCUGAUAUUUGUUGAGAAUUCAUUUGAUUCCAUGUUGGUCAUUUAUCCUGUAUUUUAUGAUUUGACAGUGUUAAGGUUUUUAAACUUUUUAAAAUUAUUAUUAUUAUUUAUUAAACGUCUAUACUGCCCUUCAUCCGUAGAUCUCUGGACAGUUCACAACACAAAAAUACAAGAUAAAACCACAAAAUAUGUAAUAAAGAGAGCAGCAGCAACCAAAUUAAUAAAACCCACCUUCCCCCCACCCCACCCCAUCCCAGAAACACAUUUAUAUCCAUGUAGCCCAUCAAUUGCGUCUGCCACUCUUCCAGUGUGGUAAAUCUUGAGUCUUCCAGUAUUUUGCGAUAAGAAUUCUUGCUGCUGUAGUUGCAUACAUAAAAAGGUUCUAUCCUUCUUUAACACCUUCUGACCGACAAUGCCCAGUAGGAAGGCCUCUGGUUUCUUGGGAAAAGUGUACUUAAACACUUUUUUAACUCGAUUAUAGAUCAUUUCCCAGAAGGCCUUCACUUUUGGGCAAGUCCACCAGAGGUGAAAGAAUGUCCCUUCAGCCUCCUUACAUUUCCAACAUUUAUUAUCAGACAAAUGAUAUAUCUUAGCAAGCUUGACUGGGGUCAUGUACCACCUGUAUAUCAUUUUCAUAAUAUUCUCUUUCAAGGCAUUACAUGCCGUGAAUUUCAUACCAGUGGUCCAUAACCUUUCCCAGUCUUCAAACAUAAUGUUGUACCCAAUGUCCUGAGCCCAUUUUAUCAUGGCUGAUUUGACUGUCUCAUCCUGAGUGUUCCAUUUAAGCAGCAAGGUAUACAUUCUCGAAAGUACCUUGGUCUUUGGUUCCAACAAUUCUGUCUCUAGUUUCGAUUUUUCCACCUGGAAACCUGUUCUUUUGUCUAGCUUAAAAACCUCUUGAAUUUGAGCAUAGUGAAGCCAAUUUUGCACCUUAUUCUUUAGUUUUUCAUAACUCUGCAGCCUCCAAGUUUCUCCCACUUUUUCUAUAAUUUCCCCAUAUUUCAGCCAACCAACCUCCAUAUUAGGUUUUUUCCGGGCCUUGGCCUCUGCUGGUGAAAGCCACCUCGAGUCUUACCCUCUAAUAAGUCCUUGUAUUUUGUCCAGACCAUAAAUAUUGAUUUUCUAACAAUAUGAUUUUUGAACAUUUUAUGAACCUUUACCUUGUCGUACUCACAAAUAUGCAUGCCAACCAAAAGCAUUAUCAAACCCUUCCAGAUCUAGAACAUCAGUGUUCUCAAGAAGUAACCAAUCUUUCAUCCAGCAGAAGGCCGCAGCUUCAUAAUAUAAUCUCCAAGUCCGGCAGGGCAAACCCCCCUCUUUCUUUCAAAUCAGUUAGUAUUUUAAACUUUAUCCGGGGCUUUUUGCCCUGCCAGACAAACUUGGAUAUAUCCUUCUGCCACUUUCCAAAACAUUCCACUCUGUCCACAAUCUGUAGGGUUUGAAACAAAAAUAACAUUUUCGGCAAUACAUUCAUUUUUAUAGCAGCAAUUCGACCCAACAAGGAAAGUUUCAAUCUUGACCAGAUUUCCAAACCAGAAACACAUUUAAAAGGGUGUAGGAUGUUUCUGAAAAUGCAAAUAACAAAUUAAGAAAUAAUAAGAAUAAAAGGGUAUAGGAUGCUUUGUGAUGUUUGCAUGAUUUUACUGGAUGCUGCCACAAUAAAAAAUAAAUAAAAAAGAGCUGGGGGUUUUAUAUCUAUUCUUCUAAAUAAAUAAAUGAAAUAUUUUGCUCUGUGUUCUUUUCUCCUGCAGGCAGAUUUGGUGUUUAUUCUGGAGUUUUCACCGCAUCUUUGGCAAGAAAACAAUAGACGCCACCCCAGGAGACCUGGGCACCUAUAACUGCUCCAGCAGCUAUAACUGCCCUUCUACGGAAUCAGGUCACUGGUCCAGCGGGCUUAAGACUUUUUUUAUCUUCCGAGGUUCAGGAGGAAGAUUCCCCAUCCUUAUCCUUGGGUGGUGGACGAUGGAAAUGGCAGAGGGGUUUGUCAUGGCAUCGCCGGAUUCCCAAGAAGAAGUCCCUUCCGGGCAGGAAGGACGGCCCAAGAUCAAAACAGAGGAGAGCGGCUUUUCAGAAUUUGAACCCGAGAUGGGGGCGAAAGGGUCCGAAAGAGCCCCUCGCGUCUUCCAGGCGGGGAGCAUUCAGGAAUUGCUUUGCAAGGCAUCGGGGAGACAGCUGAUGCAGGUUCCAGGCGAAGGGCUACUUCAGGAAUGGGAGAGCCAGUGGCAAGAGUUCCUGGGGACCUUGGAGUCCCCCAACUUGAGGUGGGAGGCUGCCCAGAUGCCAGAGGAGCCCACCCCCUGGGACGACGCCAAGGCCUUCCUGGCCUCCUUCGAGCAAGUGGCCCAAGCCUGCCGGUGGCCCCGGGAAGAGUGGGCAGCCAGGCUGCUGCCAGCCCUCAGCGGGGAAGCCGAGCAGGCCUUUUGGAGCCUGGAGGCCGGAGACAGAGAGGAUUAUGGGAAAGUGAAGGCGGCCAUCUUGCACGGGGACGCCCUCAGCAGGGAGAAGAACCGCCAGUACUUCCGGCGCUUCUGCUACCGGGAAGCUGAGGGCCCCAGAGGGGCCUACAGCCGCCUCCAGGAGCUCUGCCGGCGGUGGCUGAAGGUGGAGAGGCACUCCAAGGAGCAGAUCCUGGAGCUUCUGAUCCUGGAGCAGUUCCUGACCAUCCUGCCAGCAGAGGUCCAGAGCCGGGUAAGGGAUUGCGGCCCGGAGACCUGCUCCCAGGCGGUGGCCCUGGCCGAGGAUUUCCUGCUGAGGCAGCUGCAGGUGGAGGAACAGGAGCAGCAGGUGAGACGGGGUAGUGAACCCCCAUUAUAAUUCUGUUAAAUCUCAGGAAUGGGGUGGGGAACGUACAGAAGAACCUGCACCAUCUCGUCUAGCGUCUUAAUAUCACAGUGGAUCCUUAGCAGGACCUGAGGUCAACUGCCCUCCCUGCACUUGCAUUCCCCAACAAUGGACGUUGUUGGUCUUGGCCACGAAAGGUCUUCAUCAAUAUCAAUGUGACAGCCAUUUUGUGUGACGCAACACACAGCCAACGUAGCUGUUUUGUGUCAUGCCGCCCUCCACUGCGGAGCCAUUUUGUGACGGGCAGCCAUUUUCUUGACAUUCCAAUUGUGUCCUCUGGCCUAGAAAGGUUGGUGAUUGCCUCUUGCCAUAUGAACCUACCCAGACCCUGAAGUCAUCUUCUGAGGCCCUCCUUCGUGUGCCACCUCCUCGAGAGGUCCAGAUGGUGGCAAUGCGAGAACAGGGCCUUCUCUGCAGUGGCUCCCCACAUGUGGAAUGUUCUCCCCAGGAAAGUUCACCUGUUGACUUCACUAUACACCUUUAGGUGGCAGGCAAAAACAUCCGUUUUUAACCAGGCCUUUGGUUGACCUGACUGACAUCCUAUACACUUUUAAAAUGUGGCACUUUCUGGGGGGUUGUUAUUGGGCUGUGGUUUAGAUUUAGAUUUUAUAUAUUGUGAUCUUUUUGUGAAUCGCCCUGAGACCUCCAGGUAUAGGGCAGUAUAUAAAUUCAAUAAAUAAUAAUAUUAUAUUGACAACUUUCAGCGCGAUUGGCGGGUGCCAAAUCCGAUUUAAGCUCACAGCGGCCACACUCUUGAUUUUUCUUGCUGUGUUUUGUGCCUGAUUCAGGUGCCUACAGAGGCGAAUGUGAAUCCCCCCAAGGAAGAGGAGGUUCUGGAGCCCGAAGAGGUGCUGGGGCCCAGCUGGGAGAUCAGUGAUGCUAACCAUGCUGGUUUUCUGUUGUGUAAGGCUGUCUUCUUCUUCUUUAGACCAGGGAUGGAGAAAUCUGUGUUAUUAGAUGACUCCAAUUCCCACAAUGCCCAUUUCUGCCUUCCUCCCCCAGCAUGCUGGAAAUUCUUGCACGACUCCAAUUCCCAUAAUGCUCCUUUCCAUUCUUCUGGGACUUCUCCCAGAAUUCUGUUCUGGGGCUUCUCCUUAUCCUCCAGAUCAGAUCUGGAGAAGCUUCAGGGGGCACAUGGGAGGAAGAAGAGGAGGGUUAGGGUUAGGGUAAGAGAAGGGAGGCGGGUGGCGCUGUGGGUUAAACCACAGAGCCUAGGACUUGCCGAUCAGAAGGUCGGCAGUUCGAAUCCCUGCGACGGGGUGAGCUCCCGUUGCUUGGUCCCUGCUCCUGCCAACCUAGCAGUUUGAAAGCACAUCAAAAUGCAAGUUGAUAAAUAGGUAUCACUCUGGCGGGAAGGUAAACGGCGUUUCCGUGUGUUGCUCUGGUUCGCCAGAAGUGGCAUAGUCAUGCUGGCCACAUGACCCGGAAGCUGUACGCCGGCUCCCUCGGCCAAUAAAGCGAGAUGAGCGCCGCAACCCCAGAGUCGGUCACGACUGGACCUAAUGGUCAGGGAUCCCUUUACCUUUAAGGGUAAGGGUGGGAGCUAGACUAAGAUGCCUUUGAGGACUUCUUCCAACUCUACAAUUCCAGAGAAUUAUUAACCUGGUGAUUAAUCAAUGCAAUAAAUAAAAAUUAAAAUAAAGUAAAACAAAUAAAAAUAAUACAAUAACUAUUUUCUGCAUUGGCUGGGAGAGGAACUUGAUGCCCUUUGGGAUCUCAGCCACUUCUGCAAUUCUAAUUAAAUAAUGUGUCGACGUUUUAAAAGUUGUGCCGUGUUCUUUCUCCCUCUUUCCAGGCGAACCCACGCUAGGCGAUCCCGUUUCUGGGGACGCAAAGACCUGCCACCUCUUAGAAAGUUCCUUGCAGAGAGAACCCCGGGGGCCGCAGCUGCAAAGCACGGGGCGAGACGUUCCCUCAUCCAACAAUCAGGAAGAAGUACCCAGAAGUCCUAAUGGGCUGGCGAGAGGGACAGAAGCAAGUCCAAAGAAAACAGCUGCCUGGGAGCUGCCAGGGACCCCGGAGACCGAGGCCACCGCCUCCCCAAAUGGGAAUAGCGUCAAACCGAAGCCGCCGCUGGGCCUUCGCCCUGGGCCAGGACCCUACAAAUGCUCCGAGUGCGGGAAGAGUUUCUGCCGGCGCUCCUACCUGUCCCAGCACCACCUCAUCCACACCGGCGAGAAGCCCUACGAAUGCUCCUACUGCCAGAAGGCCUUCCGGGCACGCUCUCACCUCACGAAGCACAGGCGCCUGCACACGGGCGAGAAGCCCUACAAGUGCGGGGACUGCGGCAAGGGCUUCCACCAGUCGUCCAACCUCCAGAAGCACCUGAAAAUGCACGUGGGCUCCCCGAUCUACCGGUGCCCCGAUUGCGGGAAGAGCUUCGGCCAGCGCGCCAAGUUUUGCCAGCACCGCAAGGCGCACGCCGGCGGGAAGAGCUACCGGUGCUCACGGUGCGGGGAGAGCUUCGGCGAGCUCCCGCUCCUCCGCGCGCACCGGCGGAGCCACGCAGCGGAGCGGGCCUACCAGUGCCCCACCUGCGGGAAGGCCUUCGAUCACCGGUCCAGCUUCCUGAAGCACAGGGUGACCCACACGGGGGAGAAGGCCCACAAGUGCCCCACCUGCGGGAAGGGCUUCAGCCAGUCCUCCAACCUUCACAAGCACCAGAAGAUCCACACGGGGGAGAAGCCUCACAAAUGUCUCACCUGCGGGAAGUCGUUCACCCAGAGCUCGCACCUCAACUUCCACCAGAACACCCACAAAGGGUUCAAGUCGUACAAAUGCUUAGACUGCGGGGACAGCUUCACCGACAGGUCGCACCUUAUGAAACACAAGCUGAGCCACGCCAGCACAAAAGCGGCAACGUCGGCCUGAAAUCCCCCUUAAUUUUAUAAGGCGGGUAAAUUACGUUUAUUUUUUACAUUUAUAUGGCGCUUAGGCCUUUGCACAUUGACUGUUUCCCUCUGUUCCACAAAUUCGUUAGGAAGACUUGGGCAAUCCUCUCUCUCGUUUCUGCUCCCGCACUCAGCCCCACUCAUCCGCAAUAUGUGGGGCAGAUGAUAUUGAUCUACCUUAACAACAACUAUAACUUUAUUAUUUAUACCCCGCCCAUCUGAUUAUUUAUACCCACUCUGAGUGGCUUCCAACACAUAUUUUAAUGUAUUUUUAAUCUUUGUUGGAAGCUGCCCAGAGUGUCUGGGGAGACCCAGCCAGAUGGGCGGGGUACAAAUAAUAAAUUAUUAUUAUUAUUAUUAUUAGAAAUACAAUAAAAUGUCAAAUGUUAGUAAUAACAAUCUGAUCUGAUACAAGAAGAAUGAGAAUAACUUUUCACAUAACUUACAUCAAAUAAAGCAGUCUUCUAAACAGUUAAAUAGCAGCAAAUAACUAAACUUUGCAGGAAGGUUAUAAGCCUGGAAGCAGCACUGGGUGCUUGCAAAGUGCCUUUGGUGAGGGAUUUUGGCGGAAAGACCAAAGUGGCUUGGAGGUUUAGAGGACCAAAAAAAAGGAUGUGAAAGGGAAAGAGGUGGAAACGAAUUGAACUUCCUAGCAUCAUUUUAAUAAUAAGUUAUGACCAGAUGAAUCAGCAUUGAUUUCCCCCCACCCCGAUGAAAUUGCUGUUUGGAUGACUUAACUGUGAUUUAACUGUGAAAUCUGAUUCUUAAAAGAUGAAUUAGCAGUGAAGUUGCUGCUUUGCCGAGAAAAGCAAAAAGACUUUGCAGCACCUUUUGAGAUUUACAUAAAUCUUUUUAAUAGCGGAUGCUUUUAUGCACCAUUUCAUCAGGUGCCUACAGCAUUAUCUUAAGAUACCUCCCCUUCCCAUGGUUUAAUCUUCCCCUCCCCACAAGAGCUGCAGCGUCCGUUAAAUUAAUUAAAUAAGCAGAUUAAAUCAGUUUUAAUAUAUGUUUGAUCGAGCGCCCCUCCACCCCAAGAUACUGUUGAACUAAAGCUCCCCCCACCUCAACUCCAGUCAGCCCCAGCCAACACAGCCAGUGGUCUGGGAUGAUGGGACUUGGGAGUCCAGCAAUAUCUGGAGGGCACCAGAUUGGGGGAGGCUGGUUUAAGGCCUUGUGGCGGGGAGUUCCGCAGAUGGGGUGGCCAAUUCCUUGUUGGACUCCGACUCCAUCAGCCCUAACGAAGAUCGCCAAUGGCAAGGGAUGAUGGAGGUGGUAGUCCACAGGCCCACCCCUGUUCUCGACUAAUGAAAUAUCCUUAAUGCUGUUUUUAAAAAUAAAAAAGUUAUUUGUUUUAUUCUCUCUUGCCUAUCUUUUCAACUUACCUUUGAGACAAAAUUACAGGUCUAAAAGGUGGUUUUGCACUGUCCAUUUAAAGUACCACACUGCUUCUCCAAAGAGCUGUGGAAACUGUAGUUUGUUAAAGGUGCAGUUCCCAGGAUUAAAGUGUUGUGACACUGCUGUAAAUGUACCGUGAGGUUGGGGCCAUAGUCAAUCAUUUCAGCCGAG